CUUAUAGCUUAUGUCAUAUUCUAAGGGGUCAAAUGCCGGAAUCAGUAGGCAUCGAAGAGCUUUCGAGAGCGGAUCUCAGUCAGAAUGACAUUCCCGGUGCUUUCGGUUAUUUUCUUGGUGAUCCACCAACUAUUUUGCUCCGUUUCUGGAGCGGAAUUCUAUUCCUCCAUACACGAGAUGACCAAAGUCUUUGGAUACGAACAGAAAAUGCUCCAGCAUAUGCAGAAGUUCGUAGCUGAUAAUCAGGGAAAAUUGGAUUUCCUAAAAGCUCGACUGCGAGAGUUCGAGGGUGAGCGAAAUGAGGCCCGUGAAUGGGGUCCAGCAUAUUUCGACAGUCCUCUUAACCAGUAUCUGCUAAAUAAAAGACUGACGGUAGAUUGGCAGAGAGUGGAAAACCUAAUGGAGACUUCAACAGGCGAAAAAUCCCUCAACCGCCUAAGGAAACUACGAAAUCGUGAGACAAUGCCCGAUAAAAGCGAACUUGAGGGAGCUAUAGAUGGGCUACUAAGAUUGCAGUAUGUUUAUAGACUAAAGGCCAAGGACUUGGCCAAGGGAAUUUUAGAUGGUGUGGACUAUGGCACCCAAUUGAACUCGGAGCACUGUGUAGACAUAGCUAGAUUGGCUCUUAGAGACCAGCAUCCAAGAUUGGCUCAUGCCUGGCUAAUGGAAGCUAAAGAUCGUUUAACUGAAGGUGAAAAGGAAAAAGAACUCAAGCCCCAGAUCCUGGCUCUCCUGGUGCAGGCCAAGAAGGAAUUGGAGGACUUUCGGGGACUUAAUGAAACCUACCAUGAGUUAAUCCAAGUUCAACCAGCCAGUGAGGAGCAUGCCCAGAACUACGAAAGUUUUUUGGAGUCUCUAGGUGAGAAGGCUUUCCCUAACGAAUCCAAGCCUAUCCUGGAACAUGCUCCCAUUCCGGAGGAGAAUGAGCUGGUCAGUGAGUUCCAGGCCUACAGCCUCACCUGCAGUGGCCACUGGAAACUUACUCCCAAGGAAGAACGCCAUCUUCGCUGUGGCUAUGUGACCGAGACGCAUCCCUUUCUGUGGAUAGCUCCUCUCAAGGCGGAGGAACUUUUCCAGGACCCCCUGCUCGUGCUCUACCACGAUGUCAUAUACCAAAGCGAAAUCGAUGUUAUAAGGCAGUUAACCAACAACAGGCUGAUUAGGGCCACCAUAAUUGGCAACAACACGUCGGUGGUGUCCAACGUGAGAACCAGCCAGUUCACCUUCAUUCCAGCCUCAGCCCACAAGGUUCUAGCCACCAUUGAUCAAAGGGUGGCGGAUAUGACCAACAUGAACAUGAAGUACGCGGAGAAUCACCAGUUUGCCAACUACGGAAUUGGAGGUCACUACGGCCAGCACAUGGACUGGUUCUACCCGACUGCAUUUGAGAAUAAAUUGGUCUCCUCGCCCGAAAUGGGCAAUCGUAUUGCCACUGUGCUAUUUUAUCUAUCAGAUGUAGAACAAGGUGGAGGCACUGCGUUUCCCCAAAUAAGGCAACAUUUGAAGCCGAAGAAAUACGCAGCUGCCUUUUGGCACAAUCUUCAUGCCUCUGGAGUGGGCGACGUUCGUACGCAACAUGGCGCAUGUCCCAUCAUCGCUGGUUCAAAGUGGGUUCAAAACCGCUGGAUCCGUGAGACUGAUCAAUCUGAUCGUCGACCUUGUGAACUUUGGGACGAUUCCUUGGCCACACUCGCUCAGAUUUUGGAACUAAGUAAACGCAAUGAGGCGCAGGCAGCUUCUACUUAAGUUAGGAAUAGCUGUUAAAAAUCAAAUCAAGCUUUAAGAGAACAAAGUUUAAGCUAAGAAAAAUGUAUUAAAAAUAUAAAACGAA
Drosophila subpulchrella is the source of this 1831-nucleotide messenger RNA. RefSeq names its product prolyl 4-hydroxylase subunit alpha-2. Gene Ontology annotation, molecular function: protein binding; procollagen-proline 4-dioxygenase activity; L-ascorbic acid binding. Gene Ontology annotation, cellular component: endoplasmic reticulum. The coding region runs from base 85 to 1746 and encodes 553 amino acids. NCBI's taxonomy places the organism in Eukaryota, Metazoa, Arthropoda, Insecta, Diptera, Drosophilidae. The record is from RefSeq and is a predicted model, not a curated record. Gene Ontology annotation, biological process: peptidyl-proline hydroxylation to 4-hydroxy-L-proline. The transcript is spliced from 9 exons.